AUGAAAUUCCUCGACUACCCCGAGCUCGAAUCUCUCUCCAAUACUCUCACCUUCGAAUCUGCCGAAUGCAAGGUCUUCACCCGCCUCGAGGCUUACUCGUGCAAGGCUGUCACCAAGGAGAAGCGUCUCUUUAAAGCGCUGGAGUCUGCAUAUCAACAGACGGCGUCGACGUCGCCUCAGGACUAUCUCGAAGGCGCUCUCGACUCUCCUUUUGGCAGACUCGACCAACCUGCAGCGCGAAAGACGCUCUUCCUCCUCAUAUCGCUGCUCAACGGCGUCUUCCCUGAUCAUGACUUCAGCCAGGUCAAUCCAGCAGAUUUCCGCAGAGAGGUCAGCCCCGCAAUGGUCUUGCAUAGUUUGAGCACGACUUUGCAUAGCCUGCGAAACGGGUCAGGAGGAGGGCCUCGCUCGUACAGCACCUUCACCGGUUCCUUCGACGACACGGAGCAGAUUGCCGCUCGCUUUGCGACUUCUCAUCCUUCGUCGUCGGCCGGCAGCCCUCCGACUCGCCCCUUUGGAGCUAUCGAUGGUGCCACGCAUGCCGGUCUUGCCAGUCUCUUCGAUGACAUCAUGGACAUUCGCGAGUGCGAAGUCUACACCUUCCAUCCGGACAUGGACUCGGACCCGCACGCAUGCCCUGAGCCUGACGAGGAAGGGUCCGGCUUCUUCGACAGUGGCAAUGCCUACUACGAUGACGCCGACGACAGCACGGGCGCCUACGCAACGAGCGAGGGCCCGCAGACCCCUCGCACGCCUGGCAGGAGUGCUCAGCGUGGGGAAACAGACCAGCGUCGUCGCGGCGAUUUUGCAUCGAGUAGUCUUACCUCUGCGAGCUCUAUGGGCGCAACUACCGACGAGGACGAAGAUAUCGACGGUAUCGGCGGCCUUCUCUGGUCGACCUAUGCCUUCUUCUACAACCGGCGCCUCAAGCGUGUGCUGUUCGUGUCGGUCUGGUCCAGG
Messenger RNA from Jaminaea rosea, 960 nucleotides. Its product is annotated as Maf1 regulator. The annotation marks the transcript as partial. Gene Ontology annotation, cellular component: nucleus. Lineage: Eukaryota; Fungi; Basidiomycota; Exobasidiomycetes; Microstromatales. Gene Ontology annotation, molecular function: RNA polymerase III core binding. The record is from RefSeq and is a predicted model, not a curated record. Gene Ontology annotation, biological process: negative regulation of transcription by RNA polymerase III. The transcript has 2 exons.